Messenger RNA from Charadrius vociferus (killdeer), 3096 nucleotides. RefSeq names its product pleckstrin and Sec7 domain containing 3 (gene PSD3). The transcript has 16 exons. The record is from RefSeq and is a predicted model, not a curated record. The coding region runs from base 1 to 3096 and encodes 1031 amino acids. Gene Ontology annotation, molecular function: phospholipid binding; guanyl-nucleotide exchange factor activity; protein binding. Gene Ontology annotation, biological process: regulation of ARF protein signal transduction. NCBI's taxonomy places the organism in Eukaryota, Metazoa, Chordata, Aves, Charadriiformes, Charadriidae.
AUGCCUUCUGAAGUACAGGGUAUGCCAGGCCUGAGGCACCCCAGACAAUGGACGCAGUGCAAUCUUCUGCAGGGCGGCAUGGGUGGAAAGCAGGAGCAGCACUGCUCGGGUAGUGGCCAUGGAAGCAGCACCUUGCUCCCUCAUACCAUCAUCAAUGAAUUUCCAGAGUAUGGCACUGUAGAGCCAAGCGGAGACGCGCUGAGGGCUUCGUCGCCGCACCAGGCAGAGCCUGUGACAUGCGGUCCAGAAAGAUGGGACAGUCACCACCAGGUGCCUGUCAGGCCCCUUCCUCAGCGAGUGGCUCCUGCAGACAAUUUGAGACCUGACACUGGGGCAGCACAGCUGCACACCCCAGAAGAAGGUUUGCAGCUUGCGGGUAACCUGCCAGAGAUUAUGAAAAUCUCUCGACGGCUGGAAGCAGCAAAGGUGCAAGAGAGAGCAAAUACUUCUCUUGAUUCAGAGACGCAAAUGGAAAAAAAGAGUGUUACUGGCAGCCAGAAUGUUCAGGCAGCCAGAGAACCAGUUCCAGCAGGCCAAGAAAAACCCUCAGACAUGCCUCUUCCAUCUGAACGAACAGCUGAGGAAAAAAUGGAUUUGAUUGUAGAGAAAGAUCUGGCUGCAAUAUGGACUGAAGAAAAGCAGUCCGAGUCCUUGCAAGUCAUCAGUAAUAAAGCUGAGGAGGUCCACGCAGCGCAGGAGACAAGCUGUCAUAGACCAUCUGUGACAAACCUGGAAACAGCCAGCAGAGUGGAGGGGUGGGCGCAUUUUGAGGAGUUUUCAGCGUACAGUCAAGGCAAAAUGCAAAUGGGUCCUGAGAGGAGGCUCUCUAAAGAGGCAGCUGUGAGCAAACAUGUAGAAUUUCAAGGGGUGGAGAUUUUAUGGCUGCAAAAAGCCGAGGAGCAGAGAAGAAAGAAGCACUCACUGCUGGAGACUGUGUCCGUGGAGAGGAAGACGUUCCCCAAAACAUCCAGCUACCCUGUGCCACCGAUGGUCUCCCCAGGCUUGGUCUCCUCACCAGACAGCACUUGGAGUGAGGUCUGUGAGGAGCUGAGGCUGGGACCCACUGCCUCUGGAGCCACCUCUCUGGCGCUGCUCGAUGAAAGCGGGGAGGAUGAAGUUUUUGUGAAGGACAAGAACCACGGCAAGGAGGAGACAGCUGUGCUAGCGAGAGGCCAGGGCAGGAUGAUGGAGGAGGGUGAAGCAGCCACGGGAGGAUAUGAAGAUGUCUUUGGGCAGAGGCACUCCGACAUCUCCACUGAUCUGUACAGCUCACAGUUCGAAAACAUCCUAGACAAUGCAUCUUUAUACUACAGCGCAGAGUCACUAGAGACGUUGUACUCGGAGCCUGAUAGCUACUUCAGCUUUGAGAUGCCACUCACUCCCAUGAUCCAGCAGCGCAUGAAGGAGGGCGGCCAGUUUUUAGAUCGGACAUCAGCCUCUGGGCAGCCAGAUGUCCUGCAGCUUCCCCCUGAUGGGGAGGUGAAGCGCUGCACUGAAGGCAUCACCAAUGGAUUAAGGGAUAUUAGUGAAACACUCUUCAGAGGAGAUGUCACGGAAGUCCCUCAUUUGGCAAGCAAUGCUGAACUGCAGAAUAUGGUGUUAGACUCCAGUGCUGCCAUGGGAAGCAAUGAACUUCAGAAUAAAGAUGCCGCUGGAGCCCUUGGCCACGAUCUCAGCAAUGGCAGCAACAGCGAUUUGGAAGCAGCCAGGCGGCUGGCUAAGCGCCUCUACCACCUGGACAGAUUCAAACGCUCUGAUGUGGCAAAGCAUUUGGGUAAAAACAAUGAAUUCAGCAAGCUUGUGGCCGAAGAAUACCUUAAGUUUUUUGACUUCACAGGCAUGACGCUGGACUACUCGCUCAGGACUUUCUUUAAAGCCUUUUCACUUAUUGGAGAAACUCAGGAACGAGAGAGAGUUUUAAUCCACUUCUCCAGCAGAUACUACCAGUGCAACCCAAACACCAUUUCUUCUCAAGAUGGAGUUCACUGUCUCACGUGUGCCAUGAUGCUGCUGAACACAGACCUGCAUGGCCAUGUGAACAUUGGGAAAAAGAUGACCUGCCAAGAGUUCGUUGCUAACCUCCAAGGGAUGAACGAUGGCAAAGACUUUCCAAAAGGGCUCUUGAAGGCCCUCUACAAUUCAAUCAAGAAUGAGAAGCUGGAAUGGGCAGUGGAUGAAGAAGAGAAAAAAAAGUCUCACUCAGAUGGUACAGAUGAAAAGGAUAAUGGGAGCCAGACGAAGGCUGUCAGUCGAAUUGGCAACUCAAACAACCCGUUCCUGGACAUCCCUCAUGACCCCAGUGCCGCUGUGUAUAAAACUGGAUUUCUGGCUAGGAAAAGCCAUGCAGAUAUGGAUGGAAAGAAAACUCCCCGGGGAAAGCGAGGCUGGAAAACCUUUUAUGCUGUGCUGAAGGGAACGGUCCUGUACUUGCAGAAGGAUGAAUAUAAGCCAGAAAAGGCUUUGUCAGAGGAAGAUCUGAAGAAUGCAGUUAGCGUGCAUCAUGCGCUGGCAUCCAAGGCAACAGACUAUGAGAAGAAACCAAAUGUCCUCAAGCUUAAAACAGCAGAUUGGAGGGUCCUGCUUUUCCAAGCCCAGAGCCAAGAAGAAAUGCAGACCUGGAUCAACAAGAUUAACUGUGUGGCUGCUGUCUUCUCUGCACCACCAUUUCCAGCAGCAAUUGGCUCUCAGAAGAAGUUCAGUCGCCCGCUUCUGCCAGCCACCACAACAAAGCUAUCUCAGGAUGAACAGCUGAAAUCCCAUGAAGCUAAGCUGAAGCAGAUUUCCACUGAACUUGCUGAACAUCGCUCCUAUCCUCCUGACAAGAAGCUCAAAGGCAAGGAGGUAGAUGAUUACAAACUGAAGGACCACUAUCUGGAGUUUGAGAAAAAUCGGUAUGAGAUUUACGUUGGCCUCCUGAAAGAAGGGGUGAAGGAGCUGCUGAGUGGAGGAGAGAAUGAUGCACCAGGACUGAAGAAAUCCCACUCGAGUCCCUCGUUGAAUCAGGAGUCUCCAGUUAGUGCCAAGGUGAAACGCAAUGUCUCGGAGAGGAAGGACUACAGGCCAGAAACACCCAGCAUUAAGCAGAAGGUCACUUAG